Messenger RNA from Arabidopsis lyrata subsp. lyrata, 831 nucleotides. RefSeq names its product RPW8-like protein 2. The record is from RefSeq and is a predicted model, not a curated record. Gene Ontology annotation, biological process: defense response to fungus. Lineage: Eukaryota; Viridiplantae; Streptophyta; Magnoliopsida; Brassicales; Brassicaceae. The transcript is spliced from 2 exons. Bases 171 to 791 code for a protein of 206 amino acids.
UUUAAUCCUCAUUGAGACGGUUUCUCUGAGCAAAGUUGAAAAAAAUAAAUGCAACAAGUGCUUUUGUCCAAAGACUAAUUCCAUAUAGAUUCAUUCAUAUACUAACCUUGCGAUUGAGAGCUAAAAUCUCCUUGUAUUUAAUUAAGCCCUAUAAAAAAAUCUUUACGAAAAUGCCUCUUGCCGAGAUUAUCGCAGGAGCUGCUCUUGGACUUGCUCUCCAAAUCCUUCAUGAGGCCAUCCAAAGAGCAAAAGAUAGAUCCUUAACCACAAGUUGUAUCUUGGAUCGUCUUGAUUCUACCAUCUUGAGGAUCUCUCCAUUGAUCGCUAAGGUCGAAAAGCUCGGAAAAGAAUCCGAUGAAUCUAUGAGGAAAGUCAUCAAAGAUCUUAAACAUCUUCUAGAGAAAGCCGUUGUUCUUGUCGAAGCUUAUGCGGAGCUCAAACGCAGAAACUUGGUUGGAAAGUAUAGGUACAAGAGAAGAAUUAAAGAGUUAGAAGGUUCAUUGAAAUGGAUGGUAGAUGUUGAUGUUAAAGUGAAUCAAUGGGCAGAUAUCAAAGAUCUCAUGGCCAAGAUGUCUGAAAUGAACACUAAACUAGAUAAAAUCAUGGGCCAACCAAUAGAUUGUAUUAUAUCUGAUGAGGAUAAUACUAAUCUGGACAUAGUCGAAAGAGUUGAUCCAUCAUUGGAAGCCAAAGCUGGAUGCUCAAAUGGCGAUUCUAAGCCGAAGAUUGAUAUCCACCUUCGAUGGAGCAAGAAAAGCAAAGAUCACGGAGUUCGAUUCGUUUUGAAUUAGUUUCUUUGAUGUGGUAUAUGUGUCAUAGACCACAAAAAUU